AUGCAGAUUGUUGGGCCAAUUGUGUUUCUGACUACAGGACUGGCAUUUAUAUCACUGCUGGUCUCUCUGCAUGAACCUGUUCAUCCUAUUGCUACCACUGUCACUCUGAUAGAUAUCAAAGCUGCUCUUCCAUCUGAUUCGUUGUCUUCAUUAGACAAGUCUUAUCAUGUCGGUCUCAUGCCUUCACUCAAUCGAUCUUUGUUACUGUGGUCGUUAUCUCAAGGAGAUGAUAUUCGAAAUCCUAAAAGUCGACUUAUUUCACAACGUUUGUUCCUUGACCAAUUCGUCAAGACUGCUCCACAAAAACUAUUCUCUAUUCAAAACCAUCAGCUUAUAGACUUGCAAAAUAUUCAUGUCAUCACCAACGAUACAUUCAACGAAUCUACAAAGUAUAUUUUAACUGAUGAUGCUGGAUCUCAUCUUCCAACCAUCACACUUGUCACAAAUACUGUGCAUGAAGAGGAGUCUGUUUAUUAUGCGCGAGUUUAUGCUAUAGAAACCCCAUCCAAUUCUGAUCCAGGAUCUUAUAAAUUUGUUCAAGCUCAGGUUCCUGGAAGUUUGACCUUUUCUCGACUAUCCUAUGGAGUUCCACAUAGACUGGUAUACUCACGAAAAAGCGAUGCUCGUCUUUUUCGCAUCAUUGAUAAUCUAGUCCCACUCAGUACUCCUAGAGCACAGAUUAAUAAAAGUGAUGAUGUAUUAAAGUCCCCGUCUGUGCCGUUCAAAUCACUUCCAGGACCUUUAUUCGAAACAUUUCCUGGACGUAUACUAAGCAUUGUACCACUAUUUACUAAAAAUUCUUUAGAAACGCUUAUAUUUAUCUUCCAGUACAAAUCCCUUCCAAACACCAAACUAUUUAAAAUUCACAUUUCACUGUUUCAUUGUCUGCAAGGCGGUGAAUGGGAAAAAAGAAUUUUAUGGGAGAAAGACUGGCAUGGCUUGGGAGAAGACACCAUUGCAGCCGAUGAAUUACAUCUCCUGUAUUUUUUAACUGAUCCUGUUGUAGUAACCUCGAGGUUUUCCAAAGUAGUUUCGUUUGUAUUUAUGAAGCAGAUAUUUACACUAGACUAUGUGGGCGAUGACACAGAAAAACAGUUUGAUGGGCCUAACCUAGCUUUUGACUAUGUGCUGUCUUGGCAAAAGAUUCACUUACUGUCUGGAUCUGAGAUGGAGAUCAAUAAUAUGCAUAUUGAUACUUUUGGACGAACACUGGUUUUAUCAAACAAGCGAAAUCAAGUAUUUAUUUUGAAGCGCGCUUUAAAGACCAAACCUAUUGACCAGUUUCAUACAGAUCCAGUUAAUGCUGAACAGGAAAUGGAUCAUGCUACGAACCCAAACCAAAAACUACACGAAUCAACUGAAGGCUCUCAGAAAAUUGCUCUGCAGUCAAAUACUAUACUUUCGCAGAUUGGUGGUUAUGUUGAUUUAUUUUUAAGCUCGCCUGAAGUAUCUCAAUUUUUUAUGGAAAUGUUUUGGGAUCAAUCCAUUGCAGAUUUGAUUGAUGAUUCCCACGAUAAUAUCUCGUCUCCAUUGUUUGGGGAGUGGGAAUUAAAGGGCUAUUGGAAUUCUGCAGACUAUGCUUAUCAAGCACCAACAACUAUAGAAGCUGUCACGCUUUUAGAAUCAACGGAUCACGACUUUGUGAUAGUAUUGUUGGGCAAAAGCCAUAUAGCUGUUCUUGACUAUGAUCGUGUCUACAAGGGACGACAUAUCACGCAGUUUAUUAGACGGCACGCUAUUCUUGUGAUGGCUCUCGUUUUUAUUACUGCAAUGUUUAGCAUCAACGAGUUUAGAUCUAGUUCCAUGAAAUUCAGAUCAGGAUCUACCAGUACACCACAAUUUAGUAAAUUGAAAUGGUUCAAGGGGUUUGCUAUUCAGACUCGUAGCAAUAAGUGA
Molecule: messenger RNA, 1896 nt
Organism: Batrachochytrium dendrobatidis JAM81
Lineage: Eukaryota; Fungi; Chytridiomycota; Chytridiomycetes; Rhizophydiales
Exons: 11
Coding region: 1-1896 (631 amino acids)
Source: RefSeq, a predicted model, not a curated record